CCACUGUUCUCAUUAAAUAAGCCAAUAAAACAUAAACCGUCAACAUAAUGAGGCAUGCAUUUUCCAGACAAGCGUCCGCACUAUCAGUGCGCUCUCAGACAUAUCGCAAGAACUGUACUUUGCAUGGUUACAUUUAUUGGUAAUCUGUCAGACCAGGAAGACGACGACUGUAUAUUUACUUACCUUCAAAAUGUGCACGUACGUGUGUGUUUAAAAAAAAAGAAGAAAAGUUUUUGCUACGUGGUGGUGUCGUUUAAAGGCUAAGAUGUAGCCCGGAAAAUGUUAAAGUGGGUGCAAAGACAUAGUUUUCGAAAUGUCAAACAAAAAGAUAGAGAAAAGGAUACCGAUAGGGGUGAUAAGGAGAAGGUUACUGCCUUUUGUCCAGGAUCUGAUCCUCGAAUAGCAACCUGCAGAGGCAAACUACAAAACCGUAGGUCAAAACUCAACCAGGAAAUUAAUAAGGAGUUGCGACUUAGGGCCGGAGCCGAGAAUCUCUUCAAGGCGACGACGAACAAGAAACUCAGAGAGACCGUGGCUGUGGAACUUAGUUUCGUCAAUUCCAAUCUUCAACUGUUGAAGGAACAACUCGCCGAGUUGAAUUCGUCUGUGGAGUUGUACCAAAGCGACAGCACCGACGCUGUGAUGCCAAUGAUCCCCUUAGGUUUGAAAGAAACAAAAGAAAUUGAUUUCCGGGACCCUUUCAAGGAUUUCAUCUUAGAACAUUACAGUGAAGACGCCAAUCAAUAUGAAGAUGCCAUUUCGGAUUUCAUGGAUACGCGACAAGCUAUCAGGACGCCACUCAGAGAUGGUACCGGCAUAGGAUUGUUAUUUCGGUACUACAACCAGCUAUACUUCGUUGAGAGGCGAUUUUUCCCGCCCGAUAGGUCAUUAGGGAUAUAUUUUGAGUGGUUUGAUUCGUUAACAGGUGUGCCAUCGUGUCAAAGAACGGUAGCGUUCGAGAAAGCUUGCGUUCUGUUCAACAUGGGAGCUUUGUAUACUCAAAUAGGAGCCAAACAAGAUAGAUCCAUAGCCAAAGGUUUGGACGCAGCAGUCGACAGCUUCCUUAGAGCAGCUGGUACCUUUCGAUAUAUACACGAAAAUUUUACCAACGCUCCCUCUAUGGAUCUGGGUCAUACGAUGCUCGAAAUGUUCGUACAACUAAUGUUGUGUCAAGCCCGCGAAUGCCUCCUCGAAAAACUGCAGCUCCAAUCUAAAGAAAACAGAUCCGUAGACAUAUGCUUCGACUUGUCGCAAGAAGCAGCUCACUUAGCCGACUGCUACAACGAUGUUAUUCAACUUAUCGCUCAUGAUACGGUACGAGAUUUUGUCCCAUACAGUUGGGCUUCGUUGGUCCAAGUCAAAAGAGAGUAUUAUACUGGCAUGGCGCAUAACCUAUUAGCGUCAGGAGUACUAAAUAAGGAUGCAGGAUCGAUGUCCGACGCUGCCAAGGAUACUCUUAUGUACAUGCAUGCGGACGUCGAUGGAUCUCAGUUAGAUAGAGUACCUAAAAAUGAAGCAGAAAGGAGGUUACUAGGAAGAGCUCACUUACGUGAAGCCUUAGUUAUAUACGAAGAAGGCCAAAGACAACACAGAAUGUGUAGGGAACUGAAAGGAAAACUAGCCCUAAUAUCUGUGUUAAGGACGGCUCACAAACAAGCUUUAAAUGCUUAUACUUCAACGGAAACGGAAGAUGAUUUCAGCGACUUAUUGGAUCCUCCACAAAUUCAAGCCGCAACGAAAUUCCAGCUAUCGCUAACCCCUCCAGAUUUCGCACAAUACCGUGUGAACGAUCUUUUCAGAUGCCUUGGCCCCAUUGCCAUCUUUUCAGCCAAAAGGCAUUGGACUGCCCCUAGAUUGGUACAGCUCCAUCGAGGGAAAACCACAGACGGUUUUGGCUUUUCCUUGCGAGGAGACGCUCCAGUCAUUGUAGCUGUCGUGGAAAAUAACUCGCUAGCAGAGUUCGGGGGCAUCAAAGAAGGUGAUUUCAUUGUAGCCGUAGCAGACAAAGAUGUGAAGUGGUCUUCUCACGACGAGGUAGUAACGCUGAUCAAAAAUGCUGGUGAAUCUCUCAAUUUUAAGUUGGUGACCCCAAUGGAUAGAAACUAUUUAAAGCCUAACAAAGUCCCCAACAAUAACAAGGGAUCGGUUUCCACGCAUAGUAGUAGCUCAGGUGUUUCCAGCGGUAUGUCUAGUCCAUCAGGGUCCAUGGCCCAUCAUAACAAUAACAACAAAACUAGGUUGAAUUGGAACCCGUUCAAGAGACACCUUAAUUCGAGGGAGGGGAAAGAAUUCUAUGACAACGUUAUUCUAAGAUGAAAUUUUAAAUUUUAAAUUAUUUAUAGGAAAAGAAAGUUUUGUACAGUUAUUUAAAUAUUGUUGAUAAUUAAAAAAAAAUGUCGGAUAGUAAAUUGUUGUUAAGCUAUUGUUUUUUGGAAAGUAUUUUUUAUUGGGAUAAGCUUAAACGAUUUAUUAUAUAGUUAUUAAAUAAAAUUAAGCAUUUAUGCUUGUAAGGAUAGGUUCAUAAAAUUGUACCCCUCGAAAAAAUUAUGUCGGCACCCAUGGUAUUUUAUAAAAACUCUAGAGUCAUAACUUUGGAACCACCUUAUCGAUUUAUAAUUUUUUUGUUGUAUCUUACAGUUUUGUUUCAAUCGAACUACUGUCGUAUUAUAUAAUAUACGCAAUAGUUCUAAAGUUAUGGUCAGAUUGGGCAUUGAAAAACAAAACGUUGUUGGAAAAAACGGAAAAAACUAAAAAUAAAUCCCUAAACAGUUUCCUGAAAAUGAAAUUUCUUUAGGGUAGUUUUCCAAAUGGUUAUUUACUUUCCAGAAAAUAAAACUCGACAACACUAUAGUCUGGGUUGUAUAAAAAAAAUGGUUAAUUAUUGUUAUUAUAAUUCCAUUUAGGACUGACUUAAUUGUUAUAAGUGAAUUCUAUUAUUUAUAUUAUAUCUGUUGUAAAUAAUAGUGUUAUUACACACAUAUACCUUUCGGAUUUCCUAAAAAUUUAUUUAUGUUGC
Molecule: messenger RNA, 3016 nt
Organism: Psylliodes chrysocephalus
Lineage: Eukaryota; Metazoa; Arthropoda; Insecta; Coleoptera; Chrysomelidae
Source: the annotation of a GenBank genome assembly